Messenger RNA from Clonostachys byssicola, 1653 nucleotides. The record is from the annotation of a GenBank genome assembly. Lineage: Eukaryota; Fungi; Ascomycota; Sordariomycetes; Hypocreales; Bionectriaceae.
AUGAAGGCCUCAACAGCAAUCUUCGCCGGCUUGUCUGCCCAGAUAUCUGAGAUCAGCCGUUUUUCGGGCAUUCCCGGCGUCUCCUGGGGCGUUAUUGACAAUGGCAGCAUCAUCCAUCAGGCCUCUCACGGUUUCUGCGAUGUGGAGAACAAGAUUCCCUGCAACGCCAACAGCACAUUUGUGCUUGGCUCGUUGUCAAAGGCCUUCACCUCAGCUUUGCUUUCUCAGCUGGUCGAGGAUGGAAAACUACAAUGGAACGACCCUGUGCGCGAGAUUCUGGUGGAUUUUCAGAGGACCGCGUCAGAUUUGAGUGCCCACGCCACCGUCGCCGACCUCCUAUCGCAUCGUACUGGCUUGUCGUCAUCAGACUCGCUCUGGGCAGGCUCGGACAAUGUACCACUAUUGAACCACUCGGACUCUGUCAAGAUUCUCAGCUACCUACCCCAGCAGCAAGCUUUCCGCGCAUCAUUUGUAUACAACAACUGGGCCUACGACGUCCUCGGACACAUCAUAGAAAAAGUGUCAGGCUCAUCAUAUUCCUCGUUUCUGCACGACCGGCUGCUUGGACCCCUGAAUAUGAGUAGUACCUAUUUCACAGAAGGUUCUGCCCAGGCGGAAAAUGAAGCCAAGGCUUACGCCGCUUUGUCAGACGCUUCACCUGUUCGAAUUGGACCAGCUAUUGAAGGAGACCGGGUUUUGAUGGGCCCGGCGGGCGGAGUUCGAAGCAGUGUAUCCGAUCUUUUGGUCUUUUACGAUGCCUUGAUGGACGCUGCAACAGACCAGACGGAAUUAGGCUUACAACUCAAUUCGACACCCAGGGACCGGCCAUUUGCACUAUCUCAGCUGUCAGAAAUGUGGACUGGCUGGAACAUUCUACCAAUGCCUCUUCUCCGAGAGCAUUCAUAUGGUUUUGGUUGGCUGAGAGCUCAGCUGCCAUCCGUGAUGGCACCAUCUCGAGGAAUACCCGAGUUUAGUCCCUUGGUAGGUGUGGGCGUUCCCUCACUACUUGCCAUUUGGCACAGUGGCAGCAUUCCUGGGUACCGAACCCAUGCCACGCUAUUUCCUGAGACCAGACAGGCGAUUGUAGUGUUGACAAACUCGGCACCGCUGAAUGACGGGACGAGACUUAUCAGCGACUUGCUCAUAGAAGCCCUACUGGGCAACCUCGACAAUGCCGCCGAUUAUGUUCGGAUAGCUAGGAUAACGGCGGCUAUGGGGGCUACCAGGACGGAGGGCAUUCACAAGCAGCUCCUGGAUGGACGAACGAGAACAGAUCCGUCCAAGCCUCUCGACACAUAUAUCGGCAGAUACUUCAACGCCGUCCAAGUGUUCUUCAUCGACAUCUUUCUUCGUGAUAACCACCUUUACCUGUCAUUUAUGGGAAGAGAAAAGGACACCUUCGAGCUGGCUCCUUAUGGAGACGACAGCUUUUUCUGGUUUCUCACUCAUGAUGAAGCCGCCAGACUAGCUCGUGACUCUGGAUACGGGCCCGAAUUCUACAUCCUCAAAUUCGGAGCUACAGACGUAGAUUCCAACUCUAUUGACACCUUAUGGUGGAAACAUGAGCCAUCUCUGAGUGGCUUCGGCGAAGUCUUUCGCCGGGAUUUAGAUGAUCAAAAGACGGUGACUUAUGAGGAUAACUCAGAGCUCUGA